Messenger RNA from Closterium sp. Yama58-4, 2148 nucleotides. NCBI's taxonomy places the organism in Eukaryota, Viridiplantae, Streptophyta, Zygnematophyceae, Desmidiales, Closteriaceae. The record is from the annotation of a GenBank genome assembly.
AUGGCGACAUUGCUGCGCCUAAAAGCCGCCAUUCUUCCGUCGCCUGUAGCGUCAUCGACGGUAUCCGGAGUCGCACCCCACCCGCGCAGCGCGCUCCUCGGUACCUCGCAUCUGCUCAUCCCAUCGCGAGCAACCACGUCCGUCGCAUUGAGUCGCACGACUUUCGUCGCUGGUCGGGCGGUUGGGCCUACGACCACACUUCUCGCCGGCCCGAGAAGCCUGCUGUCUGGUUCGGUUCCGAACCUACAACGCAAGGGAAUCUGCCGAGCCUCGUCCGCAGCUUCAGGGAAUCUAAGCUUGGGCGGCAAUGUAGCGGCAGGUGCGACGGCGUCUACGGUUUUCGAACCUGCGACCGAGGUUCGGGAUGCAGGCUUGUCGCCGCAGAGCGCACCGAACCUGGGAGGGUUCGAGUUUCCUGUGAUUAAGGAGGCGAAGCGGGUGGUGCUGGUGCGACACGGGGAGAGCACGUGGAAUGCGACGGGCAGAAUUCAGGGCAGCUCGGAUUUUUCCGUGCUGACCGCGAAGGGCGAGAGCCAAGCGGAGACGAGCCGGCAGAUGCUCGCUGCCGACUCGUUCGAUGUGUGCUUCCACAGCCCGUUGCAGCGAUCAGCGCGGACAGCGGAGGUUAUUUGGGCGGCACGCACGGCACCCAUGAUUCCGCUGCAUGAUUUGAGGGAGAUCGACCUGUACUCGUUUCAGGGAUUGCUGAAAGAAGAGGGGAAAACACGGUUUGGUGAGAACUACCGCAUGUGGCAGAAGGACGCAGCAAACUUUGAAAUUGACGGGCACUACCCCGAGGAAGGGAAGGCGAGGUUUGGCGAAAAUUACCGCAUGUGGCAGAAGGACGCAGCAAACUUUGAAAUUGACCGGCACUACCCCGUGAGGGAGCUGUGGGCGCGCGCAGCAGCGUGCUGGCAGGAAAUCCUGAGGAGCGAGGGGCGGUCCGUGCUGGUGGUGGCGCACAAUGCUGUCAACCAGGCGCUAGUGGCCACUGCCACAGGCCUGGGUCCGGAGUAUUUCCGCCUCUUGCUACAGAGCAACUGCGGCGUCAGCGUUUUGGACUUUGUCCCGCACUACAAGCCGCACGCCCCCACUCACACUCCGGACGAAACUGUGCCUCCAUACAAGGCGCACGACUACAGUCACGCUCACAGUGACGCCGGGGGUGCCAUGCCUGUGGAUGCUGCUUCUGCUGCUGCAGAAGCAGGGGCGGACGGAGAGGAGUAUUUGCUGCCCUAUGUGUGCCUCAAUAGGCUCAACCAGACCCCCGCACCUCCUGUAAUGGCAGGAGGGGUGUCAGGCGGACGGAAGGCCAAGGCGAGAGUCAUUCUCGUGUGCCACGGGGACACCAACAGCUCAGCGCAGCGCCGCUUCCCGCAGUCGCCGUUUGAGCAGCUGAGCAUGCUGGGCGUGGUGCAGGCGCGCAAGACUGCAGAAUUGCUGCUCGACGUGCGCGUCGACAAGGUCUUCUGCUCGCCGCUCCCCCGCGCUGUUCGCACAGCAGAGGCGGUGGUGGAGGUGCAGGAGGCCGCAGAGUGCCUGGGUGCUGACUGUGUGCCGCGGUUUGUUGAUGUGGUGAAUGUGGAAGAGCUCAGGGAUUUGGAGUACGGCACGUGGCAGGGAGCAAUGAUGGCAGAGGUAUCAGCACAUGAGCGCUGGGAGGAUCAAAUCAAAUCCUCCCCUCCUCCCAACGGAGAAUCUCUGCCGUCCCUAUGGGGCCGCGCUGAGAAGGCAUGGACUGUCAUUCGCCGCCAUCUGGCAGAAGUGGAGCGUGCCACAUCAGCAAGUGCAGGUGCUGAUGUGGCAGCAGCGGGGCCAGGAAGUCCCCCUAUUGAGCGAUCUGAAACUGUUAUUGUGGUGGGGCACGAGACAGUGUUUCAAGCAAUGCUUGCUUCGUGCCUGAAGCUUCCUCACGAUGCUCUGGGAAGCUUCCGCCUCGAUCCUGGGAGCAUCACCGUUGUUGAUUUCCCUGAUGGUGUUGGUGAGCCCAAGGACAGUAACGAGUCUGACAAUAAGGGGAACAGCGCAGCAGAAAUAGCAGCAGGGGUGGUGGGGCAGGGUGUGGUGAGGUGUAUCAACUACACUGCUCAUCUCGGCAGAUGGGCCGUGCCUGUCACUCUGCCUACAGCCAACGAUGAGGACUUCUGA